UAGCGAUGGCCAGCUACAACUGAGUCAACUGUCAGUUCGUAUUGUUUGUCAAACUUUCGAUUAUUCUCUCUGUUUUGCUAUGUUUAUGCUCAUCGAUAGUUAUAUUUUUAUUUUACUUCGUUAUGUAAUUUCUCCAAGCUUUCAGCUGCAAUAGUUCAGUUUAUUGACCUUGCAAUUGUACACGCACACGUAUAUAUGCGAUUGGCAAGUGCUAGGUUAGAUUUAACAGUACCAUUAGCUAUCAUGAGUCAAUGUGUAAUUAAUACAGUGUUUGCAGUACAGUUUGUGUAAACAAGUUGACAGUCUUGUGGAUGAUGUCAUUUAGAGAAUGCUGUUUUACGUUCGCCAGUUGCACAUCUUUGCGAUCGUUUAUUCGGUAUCGUGUUCCAUUGUUUAGAAAAGCAUUCUCGUUCGCGGCCAACGUUUUUUUCACUUAGCGAAGACUGUUGAAUAAUUAAAAUCAAUUGAAGACAAAUUUUGCUGAUUUUGCUAAGGGAGGAUUAAAUAACAGUCAAGAAUUACAACGGCAACGCUGAAAAUAAUUACAGUAGCAAUCAUGUAUAGUAAACAACGAAACCUUAAGCAGACAAAAAAUGAUCGGAAAAACAGCUAUUUUCUGCCACCAUCUAGACCAGUAAUCCCAGAAUAUCCAAUACCUAAAGAUUUAAUACCUGUAGUAAUAAACAAUUUGAAACCAUUCGUUGGUAUGACUGACAAAAAUGUGCAAUUCAUGCAAAUAUUAAAGCAGAUACAAAACAAUGAGGGUAUAGAAUUGAAAGUUUCAAACUAUCUAAAACUUUUCAAACUCAUGCUUUAUGUUGAAGAAAUUCAAAAUAAUUUAGACAUGAAAAGAUAUGAUCUACACAAAAAAAAAAUUACAAGAUUAAUGGAUAGUUCUAAGCAUUUCAAAAUUAAUGUUGAAGAACUAAUAGAAGAACUACCAUCUAUAAGACCUGAUGUACUGGAAAUCUGUGAUUUGCAAACAAAGCUUCUUUAUCGGUUUGAUGUUACUAAUGUUAUGGAUGAUCAUAUAAUUGCUAUUGCUACAAAAAAGUUCUGUACAGCAUAUAGUUCAGAAAAAUUCUAUGACAUCAGAUUUAUAUUUCAUAAUUAUCCAAUCAGGUGUUGUCAUUAUACUUUGUGCUUAAUUAAUUUGUAUGAAUUAACUCCAUUAUUUUUUCCAAUUAAACAUUCUACAUUUAUUGAAGAGGGUAGCAAUAUAUUUUGGUAUAAUAAGAAUAUAGAAAGUAAUCCAGAGCAAAAGCAGGCUGUGCUAAACAUAAAAUCCAAAUCAUCUCAACCUUAUCCCUACAUUUUGUAUGGACCUCCAGGUACUGGUAAAACUUCUACCAUAGUCGAAGCCAUUUGUCAGAUUUGGCAAGCUAAUCCAUCUGACAACAUUCUGGUAUGUACACCAUCUAAUACUGCAGCAGAUGUUAUAACCAAAAAAUUAUUAGCUUAUAAAGAUUACAUUCCUGAAAGGGAUUUAUAUAGAAUGUACAGUGUAUCCAAUGAAGGAUCGAAAAUUGAUGAAGAAAUUUUAGGAUGCUCUAAUUUUAUUGAAGGACAAGUUAUGAUGUUACCAAAAGAACUAAUUAAAAAUAAAAAAAUUGUCAUUACUACGUUAUGUACAUGUAUGAGAUUGCUAUUCCUCAACUUUAAAGAAAAACACUUUUCUUAUGUGUUCAUUGAUGAAGCUGGACAAGCAACUGAACCAGAGGCAUUGAUACCUUUUAAUUUAUUGAGUAGCAUAAAAGAGGGACGAAUUGGAAGACUACAUAGUCAAGUAAUUAUUGCAGGUGAUCCUUAUCAAUUAGGUCCUGGAAUACAAUCAAAACUUGCUGAAUCUAUAUUAGGACGCUCGAUGUUAGAAAGACUUAUGGAUUGUGAGCCUUACAAAAGAAAUGAGCAUGGUCAAUAUCAUCCAGGUUACAUUACGAAAUUACUUCAAAAUUAUAGAAGUCAUCCAGAAAUUAUCAAAGUAUCAAAUGAAAUUUUUUAUGAAUCUGAAUUAAAAGCUUGUGGAAACGACAAUAUAUAUAAAGCUAUAGACUGGCCAUAUCUUGUUAACAAAAAAUUUCCAAUCAUUUUCCAUAAUGUAGAAGGAACUGAAGUAAAAGCUAAUAGAUCUACCAGCUCUUAUAAUAUCGAAGAAAUAAAGGUUGUGAGGUAUUAUGUGAAACAUUUAAUGAGAAAUCCUAUGAAGAAACCAUUGCCUGAAAAUGAAAUUGGUAUUGUAACUCCUUUUACCGCACAAAAGCUCAAAAUUAAAAGAGUUCUUCAAGAAGAUAAUUACCUCAACGUGGACGUCGGAACAGUUGAGUUAUUUCAAGGUCAAGAAAAAGAUGUAAUUAUUUUAUCUACAGUGAGAAGUAAGACGUUUAAACACGAUGAUGAGAAACACAUAGGAUUUCUGUCAAACCCAAAGAGAUUUAAUGUUGCGCUAACGAGAACAAAAGCACUUUUGAUAGUUGUGGGAAAUCAAAAGGUACUCCAGAUUGAUAAAAAUUGGAAAUAUUUUCUUCAAUUUUGCAAAAACAACAAUGCAUGUCGCGGUAAUCCCUUCGAUAUAAAAAACGAUUCUCGUGGAGAAUGCGGCAAGCCACAUAAACAGCCGAAAAUUGUUGUACCAUCUGUUUUGGAUAAUUUCAGUACCAUCGAUGUCGUCGACCUUGAUGAUGGUGUAGAAGUAAGUCCUCCAGAAAGCGUUGUAGACGAGAACGAGUAUCCGAAAUCAGUUCGUAAACAAUCAUCUUUUAAAACAUUCAACGGUUGCCCACAAGCUAUUGCUCCUCGUACGAAAGUUAAAUUGAGUGACAUUCAGAUCAAAAGCAUGGCUGAUAUAAAAUUAGAGAAACAGGCUAUGAAAAAAGAAAAGAGAAAAAAGAAAAAACAACACAUGAGCGAAGAAUUGACAAAAUAAUCAUUACUUAAUUGUAGGUUUCACUUUGUGAAAUUUUAGUUGAUGUAAUAAAGUAAACCAGUGGUACCUGAAUAUUUGAAUUAGGUGCUUUUUGGUUUAUAAAUGUAUUGUUCAUGUCUUAUAGAGUAUACUUAUUAUUAUACUAACUUGUGAAAUUAUAUUAAUAAAUGAAUAAUUUUUU
This is a messenger RNA of Phymastichus coffea, 3104 nucleotides long. RefSeq names its product putative helicase MOV-10. Gene Ontology annotation, biological process: regulatory ncRNA-mediated post-transcriptional gene silencing. The record is from RefSeq and is a predicted model, not a curated record. Gene Ontology annotation, molecular function: ATP hydrolysis activity; RNA binding; 5'-3' RNA helicase activity. Lineage: Eukaryota; Metazoa; Arthropoda; Insecta; Hymenoptera; Eulophidae. Bases 557 to 2923 code for a protein of 788 amino acids. The transcript has 10 exons. Gene Ontology annotation, cellular component: cytosol; P granule.